GAUAGAACUUACAUUUCUGAGAUAUCAUUCGAAAUGACUUUGAAACUAACACAUUUGGCUACUUUGGUGUCGUUUCUAGCCACAUUGCUCGUUCUCCAACUCAUCCCAACAGCUUUAUGCGAUGCCAACCAGACGGUGGCACCGAAUCCAGAGUCAAACCUAGACGCAUGGAUUGCACUUAACAUGCAAGAGUAUGAGCAGGCUUCAAAGAACAUCGCUUCCAACAACGCCCUACUAGCAUCCCUUAGCAACGCUCCGAUGAAGAUCAUCAAGGUCAGACAAGAUGGUGCUGGAAAUUUCAAAACGGUGACCGACGCCGUUAACAGCAUUCCGUCGGGAAAUAAAGACCGAGUAAUUAUAUAUAUUGCUAGUGGUAAGUACAGGGAAAAGAUAGUCGUCGAUAGGUCAAAGCCCUUCGUGACGUUCUAUGGGCAACCGGGCAAAACAGUCACCAUAACGUAUGACGGUACAGCAAAGAAAUUUGGGACCUGGAAAAGCGCCACGGUGGCCAUUGAGUCUGAAAACUUCAUGGCAGUCAAUAUUAUCUUUGAGAAUUCAUCUCCAAAACCAGAUCCCAAAAAGUCCGAUGGACAAGCUGUGGCACUGAGGAUAUCAGGGGACAAGGCAGCAUUCUACGGUUGCAGUUUCAUAGGCUUCCAAGACACCUUGUGUGAUGACGUGGGCAGGCAUUUGUUUCAGGGCUGCUUCAUCGAAGGCAGUGUUGAUUUCAUAUUUGGAAACGGAAAAUCUUUCUACAGUAACACCACCUUAAAAUCGGUUGCACAGAAAUUGGCUGUCAUCGCAUCACAAGCUACGAAUGGCAAAUCAGGGGACAGCGGGUUUGUAUUCGUCCAUUGCAAUAUACAGGGGACUGGCGAUAUGUACCUUGGUCGAGCAUGGAAGGAGACAUCUCGGGUCAUAUUUGCCUAUACAUACAUGGGCAGUAACAUCAAUAGUGACGGCUGGAUGAAGUCUCCGCACCAAACGAGUGUGUUUUAUGGAGAGUACAAAUGCUCGGGCCCAGGGUCAGCUGCCUCCAAGCGGAAAUUUGGAAAGAUUCUUUCUGAUGAUCAAGCAAAGCCCUUUUUGAGCACCACCUUUAUCGGAGGAAGUCAAUGGCUUGUCCCCAUUCCCAAGAUUCCAUAAAAACUUAGUACGAUUUGCCAAAUGGGGCUAGAUAUAGACACCCGGCCAAUACGAAUAGUUGUAUUUUUUUCUCCAUUUUUUUGGACACUGUAUUUACAUUGAUCUGUAUAAAGAGAUAAAUUUCACAAUUACUAUGAUGUGAUGCAUGUACAGUAUAUUAUAUAAAUGGAAAAUGCUGGUACCCACUUUGGAUUC
Carya illinoinensis is the source of this 1341-nucleotide messenger RNA. RefSeq names its product putative pectinesterase 63. Lineage: Eukaryota; Viridiplantae; Streptophyta; Magnoliopsida; Fagales; Juglandaceae. The record is from RefSeq and is a predicted model, not a curated record. The coding region runs from base 34 to 1146 and encodes 370 amino acids. Gene Ontology annotation, molecular function: pectinesterase activity. The transcript is spliced from 4 exons. Gene Ontology annotation, biological process: cell wall modification.